AUGUGGUACUUGGAUUGUAUCCUAACAGUUGGUCAGGCUCAUAAGUUUGCUUUGCUUGGAGCUUACAGACCUCAAGAGAAGGAGGAGAAGCUGGCUUUUCUUAGGGAUCUCAAAACGGUAUGUGAAAAUUGUUUUGAGUCAUUAUGCAUUAUUAGAGACUUCAACUUGGUGAGAAGCGAAGAAGAUUUUAGAGGGCAUGACCGAGACAGAGGUUUGAUGGAAGAGUUCAAUAAGCUGAUUUGCGACGCUGGUUUGGUUGAUUUACCUUUGAGAGGAUUAGCUUUUAUGUGGAUUAGAGGGGUAGAAGUAAUUCUUUCUCACGCAUUGACAGGGCUAUGA
Messenger RNA from Linum trigynum, 339 nucleotides. The record is from the annotation of a GenBank genome assembly. NCBI's taxonomy places the organism in Eukaryota, Viridiplantae, Streptophyta, Magnoliopsida, Malpighiales, Linaceae.